AUGACUGGCCACACAGACACUGGCUUCCUGACCAUAGUGAAACAAGAUCAAUCUGGAUUGCAAGUUCAGAUGAAAAAUGGAGACCGGAUUGAGCCCAAUGUUUCCCCUAAUUCCUUUGUCGUUUUAGUUGCGGAUUCAUUGAUGGCAUGGACAAAUGGUCAACUAUCGCCUGCUUUCCACAUAGUAAAAAUGGCGGGCGACAUUGAUAGGUUCUCCAUUAUGUUAUUUGCAUCGCCAAAACUAGGUUACAUCGUAGAGGCCCCAAAAGAACUAGUGGAUGAAGAACACCCGAUGCUUUUCAAGCCCUAUGACGUCGUUGGAUACUAUAAACAUGCUAUAUCCGGAAUUGGUUACGGAGCUAGAGAUCUUCUCAAGGCUUAUUGUGGUGUUUGAAUUUGUUCCUAUUCUUAUGCUUCAGCUUUAAUUUCUAUGUUUUAUGUUUGCAUCCUUGCUCUUUAUUCCUCCAAAAUAAUAUUACCCACAAUUUUUGAUUUUCAUAGGCU
Molecule: messenger RNA, 503 nt
Organism: Lycium ferocissimum
Lineage: Eukaryota; Viridiplantae; Streptophyta; Magnoliopsida; Solanales; Solanaceae
Product: 2-oxoglutarate-dependent dioxygenase AOP3-like
Exons: 2
Coding region: 1-393 (130 amino acids)
Molecular function (GO): dioxygenase activity
Source: RefSeq, a predicted model, not a curated record